Punica granatum (pomegranate) is the source of this 2428-nucleotide messenger RNA. The record is from RefSeq and is a predicted model, not a curated record. Lineage: Eukaryota; Viridiplantae; Streptophyta; Magnoliopsida; Myrtales; Lythraceae.
ACGCUCUCACUUCCCCCAUCCGCCAUUUCCUCUCAGCUCGACAGCGUCGGAACGAAACUUCCUCAGGUCUUCUUCAUCUGACAAAACCACCAAGCUGCACGGCACCAUCUCUCUCUCUCUCUCUCUCCCCCCCCUUCUCCCUGUCUUCUUGGGAGUCUCAGUUGCUUAUGCCUUCCCGAUCCAAUCUUCAUUCAAUUUCGAGCCUCCCUGUCGAGUGGCGGAUCUAUGGAAACCGGGCAGCUUGAAGUUUAGGGAGCCUUGUUUGUGCUGUUUCAGGGCCUUGUGACUUCCACCUUCGAAUUGAAGCCAUAGUAGUCAGGGUACGAGCGGAUUCAGCACCUGCUUGUUCGUCUUCGGUUUCUUUGUUCACCUCAACCGGCACGAGCGCAGAGCAGCCAUAUCUGCGAUUUUAUGCUCAGGAAGUCUGUAAUAUCGGAGCUGUAGAUGUCUAUGUGAAUGAAACCAUUGAUUUAAAUUCGCACGAGCUGUCUGUUUGGCCUGCUUGUUUGGAACCUGCACGAACGCAAUACUACAUUGGCAACGAUCUUAUAUCUUCUUAAGGCUUUCGCAUUCGCGUGCUUGCUUUGAUGAACAAUAGAGCGAGGUAUCUACCGGGGAUUGGAGCUGGGAGAGGUGGGGCUGUGAAUGGUGACCCGGCUUUUCAGUCGCGGCCCCUGCAGCCUCAGUUUCCGCAGCAGUAUGUGCAGAGGAAUCAGUUAGGACAACAGCUCUACCAUCAGCAGCAGCAGCAGCAGCAGUGGCUUAGGAGGAAUCAGUUGGGGAGAAGUGACUCCGCUGAUGAGGUUGAGAAGACUGUGCAAUCCGAGGCCGUUGGUUCGAGUUCUGCAGAUUGGAAAUCAAACCUGCGGAUCCCACCUGCAGAUACACGCUACCAGACAGAGGAUGUAACAGCCACUAAAGGAAAUGAGUUUGAAGAUUAUUUUCUUAAGAGGGAGCUGCUAAUGGGAAUAUAUGAGAAGGGUUUUGAAAGACCAUCCCCUAUUCAGGAAGAAAGUAUUCCUAUUGCUCUAACCGGCAGCAAUAUUCUUGCCAGAGCUAAGAAUGGGACCGGGAAAACAGCUGCCUUCUGCAUUCCGACCUUGGAAAAAAUUGAUCAAGAUAACAAUGUUAUUCAAGCUAUGGUACUAGUUCCGACACGAGAAUUGGCUCUACAAACAUCACAAGUCUGUAAGGAACUUGGGAAGCAUUUGGAAAUUCAAGUGAUGGUAACUACUGGUGGCACCAGCCUGAGGGAUGACAUCAUGCGCUUGUAUCAACCAGUCCAUUUGCUAGUCGGAACUCCAGGAAGAAUCCUCGAUCUCGCAAAGAAGGGGGUCUGCAUAUUGAAAGAUUGUUCGAUGCUUGUCAUGGAUGAGGCUGAUAAGCUUUUGUCCCCAGAGUUUCAACCAUCAGUGGAGCAGCUGAUUAGAUUUAUGCCUGCUAACCGCCAAAUCCUGAUGUUUUCAGCCACUUUUCCUGUGACCGUCAAGGAUUUUAAGGAUAGAUAUCUGCGAAAGCCUUAUAUCAUCAAUCUUAUGGAUGAGCUUACUCUCAAGGGUAUCACACAGUAUUAUGCGUUUGUUGAAGAAAGGCAGAAGGUCCACUGUCUCAAUACUCUUUUCUCCAAGCUUCAAAUCAAUCAGUCAAUCAUCUUUUGCAAUUCGGUGAAUCGGGUGGAACUUCUUGCCAAGAAAAUUACAGAACUCGGGUACUCUUGUUUCUAUAUACAUGCAAAGAUGCUGCAAGACCAUCGGAACAGAGUUUUCCAUGAUUUCCGUAAUGGUGCCUGCAGGAAUCUUGUUUGUACUGAUUUGUUUACCAGAGGAAUAGACAUUCAAGCUGUCAAUGUCGUUAUUAACUUUGAUUUUCCCAAGAACUCUGAGACAUAUUUGCACAGGGUUGGUCGUUCUGGAAGGUUUGGACACCUAGGGCUAGCUGUUAAUCUGAUUACAUAUGAGGACCGCUUUACCCUGUAUAGGAUGGAGCAAGAACUUGGGACUGAGAUUAAGCAGAUUCCUCCUCAUAUUGACCAGGCUAUUUACUGCCGUUAAUGCACUGGAGUUGUGUUGUUUACGCAGUCAGUUAUGUAAUGAGGAGUUGUCCAUUGAAGAAGUGAGUGGCUGUUCAAACGAUUAGGUAUUUUAUCGGAAGACACCAGGGUGGAAUGCUGGAUGCAGCACUCGUUAUAUGGAAUUUGAAUCUUAUGGUUUCGGAAUUUGCUGCCAGCCAUAAAUGUGCCAAGAGUAUCUAAGAUCCUUAAAUGUUUGUUUUGCUCUCUAGUUUCUGGUGGAUGUUGGGCAGAACGAUAGCCUUUUGCGCUUGUUCUCAUUCGAGUAUUAAUUCACACUUACUUAAUUUCUUCUCGUCUUUCUUAUUCGAAAUGUUCUAUGUACCCAGCAUACUAUGCAACUCUUUAGUUUUCUUGCAA